Filobasidium floriforme is the source of this 2902-nucleotide messenger RNA. RefSeq names its product armadillo-type protein. Gene Ontology annotation, cellular component: GID complex. Bases 185 to 2752 code for a protein of 855 amino acids. The transcript is spliced from 14 exons. Lineage: Eukaryota; Fungi; Basidiomycota; Tremellomycetes; Filobasidiales; Filobasidiaceae. Gene Ontology annotation, biological process: proteasome-mediated ubiquitin-dependent protein catabolic process. The record is from RefSeq and is a predicted model, not a curated record.
GCUCGAUCAUCAUCACCACACAUACAAUAGCGCAAUAGCAGAAAAGCUCAGCUCAAUCAUAUAUACCACCUCUUUACUAGUCGAUAUCAUCGAACAGUCCAAGAUCCUCGUGCAACGACGAGGCGAAACAAAGGGAAUACACCUCGUCAAUCGAUAACAAAGACACCUCACUCAAUCAGCCAUCAUGGCGGUCAGAGCGAAGUUGGCAGAAGGAGCCACACGAUCGAAAGACCAGUUCUUGAGCGAGUUGAAAGAGGUCAAGAAUAAUCUGAUCGGGAAUGUAGGCAAGAAGUUGGCUCUAGUACAGGAAGACGGGACGGUCGCCUUCAUGGUGGAGCAGAUGCGGGAAACGGCGGCAGGUCUACGAGAGUCAAGUACGGCCACGCCGACGUUACCGGUCAAGGAGACGAUGGUAAAGCUCGAAAUCCUCAACGAGCUCGCCGUCAUCCUAGGUGCUGUGGCCAACGCUGGCAGCCCGGCCCUGGUCGAACUCCUCCGUGCCAACCUCGCCAUCAUGCUCCUCGCCAGCCUGAGCAUUGUUCAUCCUCUCGCUCAAACCUCUCGACAGACCGUACCCUCCAUCUCCCGAUAUAUCGAUACCAAAUGUCUCCCCUCGAUCGCAAGGGCAUUGAGAAACCAUACGGUCGCUCUCGGGGAUUUCGUCUGGGGUCAUAUGUGGGGGGUCGGGGUGGAGAUCAAGACGGAUCCUAUAAAUCCUGAGGGUCUGGCGGGUGGAGCGACAACAAGCAAGUCAAAAGCCGGGAUCGUUGGCAGUGCCAAGGGCAAGGGUGUGGAGCUGGACGAUAUGGAUGUCGACCUUGGGGUACAAACAGAGGUAGACCUGAGCCGGGAAGACAAUGUGCAGCAACAAGCUAUAGAGGUGUUGACGGGCAUAUUCAAGCCAAGAUCGCUCGAAAUCUUCACCCCCAUCCUCCUAUCAACCGACUCGCCCCUCACGCUACUCCCGCUCUAUCAAAUGCUCGCUCAUCUCACCGUCAUGUCAUGGCAACGAAACGCUCUCAUCAACGCCUCGAUCCCGUUUCACAAACCAGUGGCCAUGGGCGUUCGCUCGAGAUCGGCCGUCGCCUUUCGGGACGACGAAGAAGGCAAAGAGUGGUACAGCGCGCGACCGUUGUUGGUAAAGCUGACCGACGUGGUGAUGGACGCCGAGACCAAUGUCAAGUUGAAACAAGCCGCGUUGGACCUGUUGGGCGCGCUGUGCAAAGACAACGAGGAUAUUGCGGGCGAGGCGAUGUGGCUGCUAGACGUGAACGAAGACGAAUCGGAAUGGGGCAAGUCGCCGGAUUAUUUCGCAGCAACGUCGACUAAAAGCUCGACACCGUCCCGGAAGACGGUUGCUCCUGUUUUCGAUGAGCUUGUGGGAUCGAGAUCCAACGGGAUCGCCGUCAGCGCCGCCUGUUGUGCCGCUCAAAUGCUCUUCAGUAUCCCCGCCGACUCGAUGAAGGGAGGUCGCAAAUACAAGGACGGCAUGGCUCUUUUCAAACUGUUGGUGCACCUGUUGGAUCAGACGAUCGAGGACAAGAUCCGAAUCUGUUUCGUCAUCUCCCAUCUUCUGGCGGACGACAUGGACCUUCAGAGACAGGCUUGCGAUACGAGUGCGAUGAGUAAGGUCAUUGCGAUCAUCAAAGAGCUUGACACCGACGCCUACAAGGGAGAGACCGAGAACAACAAGGCUAGGCUGCUCGAGGCCGGCCUGCUCGCCAUGACUAGCUUGGGUUUCUACCACGAGUCUCCCAAGUCGCAGAUCGCCGACGCCGGGAUGUUGCAAAUCACAAAGAAGGCCCUGUCUCAUCCUUCCUACGGUGUCCGCGCAGCCGCGUGUCAAGUGACGAGAGCUCUAUCCCGAUCUACCGCCAUACUUCGAACGACCCUAGUGGAUAGCGGAAUCGCCGACCGGAUUCUGGAAUUGUUGCAAGAGGAAGAGAAAAAGGUCUCGAAGCAGCAACUCGAGGCGGACGAUUUCGCCAAUGCCGGGAGGGACGGCAGGCGGGACACAGUGAUGAUCGCCGCAAGCGCUGCGUUGUGCAAUCUGAUUACCGAGUUCUCUCCUAUGCAGAUUAGCAUGAUUGACAAGGGUGGAAUCGAUUUGUUGGUCCGGAUGUGCGAUUCGCCUAGCCAAGCUACCCGGAUGAAUGCCUUGUGGAGCUUCCGGAACAUGCUCUACAAGAACGAAUUCAAAGUCAAGGUCCGGGUCAUGGAGGCUCUCACUUGGCCCACUUUGCACCGACAUAUCGAGGAUCCUUCUCACGAGCUACAAGAGCAAGGACUCGCCUUACUCAGGAACAUCUGCUGUGAAGGUAGCGAGGAGGAAAUCGAGCUCGUCUUCAACGGGUUCGGGGAGGCUCCUCUGUUUGAUGUGAUCGAGAAGAAGCUCGCUGCCAGUGAUCCUGACUGCUUAGAGCAGUUGAUGUUCGUUCUCUACAACAUCUGCUUAGGCAGCGAGAAGCACCGGGAAGCAGUCUUGUCUCGACCGGAAGUGUGCAAGGGAAUGAUGAAAGCACUUUCGAGCGACAGCCCUCUCAUCAAGAUUCCCGCAAUCGGCUGCUUCGCCAAUCUGGUCGAGACGAAUGACCGUCAUCGUCGUCCUCGGCAAGACGUAAUCGCGCGACUCAAGCCUUACAUGAUCGAGACUCAGCUGAGGGUCUUGAUCACGGACGCGACGUUUGACAUUCGAGACAAGGCUUCUCGGCUGCUCAACUGCCUCGAAGCUCCUGGCGGCGGCUCUCGAUAGCUCUUCUUAUCACGACAAGGACGAUGUCUUGGUUGGGCGUAUUCACGCUAUAAUUCCCUGUGGACUUUGGACGUGCUCCUUUCAUACCUGUAAUCCUCUCGCCUGCGGCUUGUUCUGUGCACGACCUCGAAAUAAUGCCUUUCUCCAAUU